Molecule: messenger RNA, 3551 nt
Organism: Pungitius pungitius (ninespine stickleback)
Lineage: Eukaryota; Metazoa; Chordata; Actinopteri; Perciformes; Gasterosteidae
Product: transmembrane protein 150A-like
Exons: 8
Coding region: 154-1179 (341 amino acids)
Biological process (GO): protein localization to plasma membrane
Cellular component (GO): plasma membrane
Source: RefSeq, a predicted model, not a curated record
UAUGCCGCUAGCCUCGUCUCCUAAGAAAACGCUGGUUUUAAAGGGAAACCAAGGUUGUUGAGGUCUGUGGCGGGGCAUAGCAGGUUGAAGGUUGCUGCCGGCUGCAGGGCCCUGUGGAGCAGAAGAGCUGUGCCAUUUCCCCUUUUUCCUCUCAUGUCCCCCCCCCUGUGUGUUUCCCUGUGUGUUAUUGACUCACACUACCCCACCCACCCCCUACCUGGUCCCCCCUGUCGUGUCGCCACUCCAGCCCAAAGCCCCCCUCUCACCCCAUGCUUGGGACAAAGCCAGCUCACUGCCAGCCCAAUGACUGCCUGGAUCGUCCUGCCUGUCAGCCUGUCUGCCUUCUCGAUUACAGGAAUAUGGAUAGUGUAUGCGAUGGCCGUGAUGAAUCACCAUGUCUGUCCUGUGGAGAACUGGUCUUACAAUGUAACGUGCACAGAAGAGCUGCCCCGACCGGGCUUCCCCAAGACAUGCUGUACAAUCCAGGACAUCCCCCUCAUCAGUAAAUGUGGCUCCUUCCCUCCUGAAAGUUGCCUCUUCAGCUUGAUCGGCAACGUUGGAGCAUUCAUGGUGGUGAUGGUGUGCCUUCUGCGCUACGCCCAGUUGAUCGAACACAGCCACCGAUGUUGGAUCAACACCAGCGCCCUGGUGUCCGGCUGCACCAACGCUUUGGGUCUGGUCAUGGUGGGAAACUUCCAGGUGGAUCACGCCAAAUCUCUCCACUAUGUGGGUGCUGGAGUGGCUUUUCCAGCAGGGCUGCUGUUCGUGUGCCUGCAGUGUGUGCUCACCUACCGGGUGGCCGUCACUGCCCUUGACUACUGGAUGGCCCAUUUCCGAGUUGCUCUUACACUGGGAGCCAUGGUGUCCCUUGUCCUGAGCGGCAUUUUCUUCAUCCACGAGAGCUUUGUCCUGCAGCACGCUGCAGCCAUCUGCGAGUGGGUCUUCACGGUGGACAUCUUGGUUUUCUACGGCACCUUCACCUACGAGUUUGGCACCGUCACCAGCGAGACCCUGAUGGUAGGCCUGCAGCAGAGUCACCACAUCGGUUCCGGGGUUCUCAUGGGCGGCAGGGCCCGAGGCUCAACAAUGGGUGGGGCGACUAAGGGCCUCAAGUCCCCCGGGGGAAGCAGCACGUCCACACACCUCAACUGUACGCCAGAGAGCAUUGCCAUGUUGUAGCUCUGCAUUGCUGACCCGACGGUUUGCAGAGGUCCAUCAUGGGCUAACCCAGGACUGCAGGACAUCCGAGGCAGAGGAGGAGUCCUGAUGGGUUUAACCAUUGAACCAACACCAGGUUAUCCCAUCUGCAAUGCUCUACUAUUCCUUUUUAUUUUUUCAACUUUGUUGGUGCAAGCCACUGCAGUCCAAUCCCUUUUAGCGGUGGUUGAGUGGGCGGAGCUAGCGCGAGCACUGGAACCAUGAACGUUGACUUCACAUCACUGGUGAGCCCACAGGGGUUUUUGUUCCCUACAUAGACCCCCCCUUCAUGGACCACCCAAUGCUCAGCGUGGUCCACCUGCUUUGGCCUUUUGCUUCUCUCUGCACGGCAAUGUUUUUGAAUGAGAGGAUUACAAUUUAUGAUUGAGUUUUGACUUUGUACAAAAUGUUGAAUGUUUGAGAACAACAGUUCUGUAUGUUUUACAGGCUGUAAGCAUAUGGCCUUUUUUAAUAUCAGUCGGUCAAAUGACAAAAAUCAUUCAUUUCACUCGACAGUUGAUGAUUUUGAAUGCAAAUAUUGAUGGUAUUUUUUAAAUGAUUUUACUCGUGUGGCUGGUGUGGGAGUGCAGGAUUGCUGCGUAAAGCUGUUCUUUGUUGAAAGGACUCGGACCGUGUGCGUCUCAAUCACUUGUAACUGCAGAGCUGUGCAGUGUUCUGCUUUGAUGUCAUUCCGUUAUCAUCCAACACGUGUCAUGAGCUGACUACUUAUUUCAAGCAUUUACAUUUCAUGCUAUCUUUUUAUUUAAUUGACUGUUAAGUCUGGUGCAAUAAUGCCAUCAAUCAUCUGAUCAUUUACACUCUGCUGGAGUGAAAAUUGCCUUUUUCAAUGUGCUUUUCUUUUUUUUUUGUUACGCCAAAACAUAUUAAGUGACCUACAUGUUUUAGUAAAACGAGUAGAUGUGAAGGUAAAUGUAAUCCGACUAAAACCUUUUCAAAGAAACGUAGUUCUUGCCCACACACUGAUUUGAUUCCAGGCUGGACCCUUGGAAGCCUUAUUUUAUUUUUGAGGAUGAGAUGAGGAUGAAUAUAAUGCUGCGAUAAACUUCAUGGCGUUACAAAAGUGUCUAUGCAGUGUUACGGACGCAUAGUACCACACCGGUUGUAGGCUGAAAGGAGAGUAUGUUAUUUAUUACAUUUGUGUAUGAUUUUGUGUUGCCAUUUUCUCUUGAAGUGAUAUUUGCUAUUGUGAAUUAGCUUCUCACCAGACUGCCACAAACUACCACUGCUCUAACGUAAAAUGACUAGUCCCACCCGAUUUAGGAUACACACUGGGACUAUGUUGUUUUUUCCUCUGUGAGCUGUGUGAGAAAUAUGCUUCAUGCCCCUCAGUAUUCUGCCCUCUGGGUAGUGUUGAUGCAUUUUGAACUGUCUAACCACUGGAUGCCAGCAAUACACGUUUUUAAAAAGGUCACAUCACCUACCUCUUUUAUCUUUUGUGGGUUUGAUGUUCCGAAGGACAAGCUAGAGUUCCAACAUGUUUCCCAUCCUCAAUGGUCUGGAAAGUGUUUUAUAUGACGGCAGCUCAGCAAUCCACAGCUGGAUCCACAGUCUCAACAAGCAUCUGCAUUUUGACAGGACCGUGGAUCUGCUGUUACACGAGCUGCACAAUCAUACGUCAGGUCAGUUUUCUUUACUUUUUGUGCCAAUUAUUAUUAUUAUUUAACUCGCUAUUAUUUCUGGGACCGUAACAAGCCUGUCUUGCUCUGCAUAUCUUGCCAAAAAAAAGACUGGAAUUCACUAGAGUUUUGAUUGGUUUUGUGUGUGUCGCAUUAGUUGUAUGAAUUGAUACGAGUGCACUGUUUGGCCUUAUCCCUCGUACUGUGCCGGGGGAACAUGCUCAUUUAUUUUAGUCAUGUGUUCAGUUGUAGCCUAUCUCACCAAACUGUAACUACGUCACAUGGUGUGACUACAAACGGCAGCUUGUAUGAGCCCUCACAUCAGGGCCGGAUGUAUUCUGUAAACACAUCUGUUCCAUACCAUCUUCCGCAGGCAAACUUUUAAGGUAGAUUUUACGUUUUUGUUUUUUUCUUCUCUGAAAGUGUACACUCAAGUAAGCUUUUAAUUUGGUGACCCUUGUUGGGUAAAGAAUCAAUUGUUUGAAAAAGCUGACCUGUACAUGUCUUGAACUCUUUACAGCCACACAGAAAAAGUCUGAAACGUAUGCUACUUAAUUCCUCAAUUUCAAAAUGUGUCAAAGAAUGGAAUAGCCCAAAACAAGUCAACACAGAUUUAGUUUCUUUUUAUAAAUAAUUUAAAUAUGUACAAUUUGUCUAUCAUUUAGUUCAUUUGACAGAGAUUUAUAUUCAAAUAUGAAAUAAAAAUGAUAAGUUGUA